AUGGAUACUCCACUGGGGCAAGCGCUUGCCUCCUGUUCCACGUCGGCACAGUGGUCUACCCUUGAUGCCGUUCUGCGCAAGGUCAAUGCCAAAUGCGGGGCCAAUGCUGUGAAUGCCCGAGACUUCGACCAGUUUCUCCUGUCUGUUGGAAGCGAGCAGCUGCGGCUGCAUGGCGUGUGGCGCCACAGCUUCGGACCGAAGUACAAGCCACUGCUCAUCGUGAACCCGGCCUACGCGCGGACGGUGGCCCGCGACCCUGAGGCGGCCUGCUCUUGCCCGGGUGGACAGGGCCAGACCUCUACAGAGAGGUUCAAUUCCCAAGCCUACAAUGCGGGCCGACACUCGCAUGAGGCCAGCGGCCACAUCGCCUCUUGCGCACAGAUGCUCGGCCGCACCUGGAACAGUGCUGGAACUUUUGAGUGCAGCAUUUGA
Molecule: messenger RNA, 432 nt
Organism: Symbiodinium sp. CCMP2592
Lineage: Eukaryota; Dinophyceae; Suessiales; Symbiodiniaceae
Source: the annotation of a GenBank genome assembly